AUGCCUCUAUCAGCACGCAUGUCCAAGGGGAAGCUACCGCUGAUGGAUCUAGAACAAGGAAUAAACCUAACCAGUUUUACCGACAACGAACCAGCAGAGUUGAUCGUGGAUCGAGCCAUGGAGUAUGAAACCGGAUCUGGUAGCGUGGCUAGAUGGAGAGAAGGAGUUCAUGUUCCAUCGGAUCCAAACCACGGAACAGCUCAGAAAGCUAAGGUUUGGUCCACGACUAAACCAGGUUCUUUCUCCGAGUCUGCGAUUCCCGGUUUAUGGCCUUCUUCGUUUAGCAAAGAGUAUUGUUGCAUCUAUAGAGUCCCGAACCGGUUACGGAGAGUGAAUCCAGAGGCUUACACUCCUCAGAUGCUUCUCAUCGGUCCACUUCAACAUUCUAAAAAAGCUGAUGCCCUUGAGCUCUCCAAAACCGACUCAAGAUAUUUGGACUAUAUGAACAUGGAACGUCACAAGAAGAAGUACCUUAAUGGUAUUGCAAAUAUAUUUGGGACUCAAACGAUCGAAGAGUUCAAGGGAAUCAUCAAAAGAGAUGAGAAGUUUAUAAGAGAAAGCUACUCCGAAUCAACAGACUGGAUCAAAUCACAAGACUUCGUGGAAAUGAUCCUACAUGACUCGGUAUUCAUACUAGGGUUCUUCAUUCAGAUAGGAACUCAAAAGUUUAACAGGAAAGAAGAUAUUUUAUUCGAGGAGCCAUGUCUCAUAACCACCAUUUUCGAAGACCUAAUCUUGCUCGAGAACCAACUUCCGUAUGCUCUUCUAGAGGAACUCUUCCAACCUUUCUUGUUCAGUCUUAAAACUGAGGAAACGUUCCGUGACCUAACCCUACGAGUUUUUGGGUUCGAAAACAAGAUCGAGAGAGAUGUGAAAUUCCGACAUUUUACAGAUUUGUACCGACGUGUACGUGUCGCAACACUUGGUCUGACGGAAGAGCAAGCUAGUAAUGCAAAAUCAGAGCCACCGAAGAGCAUAAAGAGUCUACACAACGCAGACAAACUAGACAGCGCAGGAGUAGAUUUUGAGAAUGUGGACAUAGAGAAUGAGUUCUCGUUGGUGAUUGAUUUCAAAGACGGAGUCUUGAAAAUGCCUUGUUUCACAGCCGAAGAUAACACCGAGAGGGUUAUGAGGAACUUAAUGGCACUCGAGCAAUGUCAUUAUCCUCUCUCUGCUUAUGUUUGUAACUACAUCGCCUUCUUGGAUUUCCUCAUCGACACCGAGCAAGACGUUAACUUGCUCUUCAAGAAAGGAGUUGUAAAGAAUUGGUUGGGACAUCAAGGAUCGGUGGCGGAAAUGGUGAACAAGCUGUGUUUAGGGCUCGUAGAUUUUGGAUCUCACUAUCACUCAAUAGCUGAAACACUCAACAAUCACUACGAAAGCCGUCUCAACAGAUCCGUCGCCACGCUCCGACGAGUCUACUUCAAAGAUCUUUGGACAGCAACUGCCACGGUGGCUGCUGUUGUUCUCCUCGUGUUGACUUUGAUCCAGACGGUGGCUUCUGUUCUCCAAGUGACGCAGAACAACGACAAGUCAUCGCCGCCUCCAGCUCCUGGACGAGGACCGUAG
Molecule: messenger RNA, 1569 nt
Organism: Microthlaspi erraticum
Lineage: Eukaryota; Viridiplantae; Streptophyta; Magnoliopsida; Brassicales; Brassicaceae
Source: the annotation of a GenBank genome assembly